UAACUCAUCUUCCAAAUUUAGUCUGCAAUUUUAUAUUUUCUUCUUCGCAAUUAGGGUUCACCAUCCCCAUAAAUGAAGCGAAGUACCUCGAAGAAGAAGAGGCGACAACCUGCGACGAAAACGCCGGCCGUCAACGAUUCGUCAUUUGACGCGUCACGUAAGAUGGAUCGGCGGCGAGAAGGAGAAGAUAAUGAAUCACGAGGAGUGCUUCUUAACUCGUUUAUGGAAGCCUUUGGUUCGAUCUCUCUAGAUGAAGCAACGUUAGCUUAUAAUCAAGCCAACGGAGAUUUGGAAGGAGCGGCUGAGAUUCUAUCCAAUUUGAUCGAUAACGGGAACAACAGUGAAGAUCCUGAUCCGUCGACGAGCUCAGUCUCGAGUGGGUCUUCAUCAUCGGGUUUUUCCGGUUCCGGUUUUGCCGAAACGGGCUGCGUUCAAAAUCUGAAUAACGGGAGGAGACGUAGCAGAGGAGGAAAGCAGCAGAAGCGAGCGGUAGCGGCAACGGGGACUGUUUCGACGGUUUUGGGGAAAGAUUACGUUAGGUCAAGCCCAUGGCGAGACCCGGCUGCAGCAGCACCUGCGAGAUCGGUGUUGGUGAAGGAAGAUGAGGAACAGUUUUUAUGCUCAAUGCUUGGGGACGAGUGUGAACUUAGCAUGGCUGUUGUUAGAGAUGUUUUAUGUCAGUGUGGGUACAAUGUGGAGAAGACUUUGGAUACAUUACUUGAUUUAUCUGGUUCCUCCUUUGAAAAAGCCAAGAAUUUGAAUGACAAUCUUAACAGUAAACAGGAUAGAGAAUUCAUUACUGAAUGUGCAGACAAUUUAGCUGAUAGGACAUCUGACUGCAUGUCUAAUUCAUCAGAAAGCGAACUCCAAGAUAGUAUAUGGUCAAUGGGCUAUAGUUGCAGGAGUUACGCAAAGGUUCUUGCUAGUUCUGAAGAUAUGCCACCAUCUUCCCCAAGGAGUAAUAUGUUGAAUCUCCCUCAAGAGGUGUUGGAUUCUUUAUUUAACAUCCCCAAGCAUUCUGAACAUGAACCACAGACUCUGAGUUGGAGGAAUGUAGUGAAGAAGAUGCAGUCAUUGGGACCAGCUAUUGAUAUUUUUCCAUCGACUGAUGCAGAGACUCAUCAGGAUAUCUAUGUCAAGGGAGACGAGUAUCACAAAUUUAGAAAGAGGGCCAAUGAGCAUUGGGAUUCUAUGAGAUCCUAUCAUCAGAAGGCUGUUACUGCAUAUUCAAAGGGGGAGUUGGGGUAUGCCGCAUAUCUUUCUGACCAGGGAAAGGUACAGACUAAAUUGGCACGGGAAGCAGAUGAAAGGGCAAGCCAGGACAUAUUUAAAGUUAGGAACAAAGCCUUUGAAAAUGUGAUAACCAUUGAUUUGCAUGGGCAACAUGUCAAACAAGCAAUGAGGCUUUUAAAACUACACCUUCUAUUUGGAAUACAUGUUCCUUCGGUUCGAACUCUGAGGGUUAUCACUGGAUGUGGAACACAUGGUAUUGGGGAGUCAAAACUGAAACAGUCGAUCAUUAAGCUUCUCGAGAAGGAAGAUGUUCAGUGGCGCGAAGAAAACCGCGGAACAUUACUAGUCAAGCUUGAUGGAUACAGAGAAUUUAGCUUUUUAGAUGCCAAUAGUGACACCGAGUAGAUUAAUUAUCUAAUACCAGGUUUGCCUCAUCGCCAUCUGUUUGUAUAACUAAGUCAAGGAUGUAUCUAAUGUAACAGAGGUUAAUGUAGUGGUUCAAUAACAGGCAUCAGAUGUUCAUAUGUACAUUACUAGAAGUCCUUGUACUCUUUUCGCCGUAGGUAGAUGGAAGCUUCAUGAAGACGAGGCUUCCAUGUUCCUGUAUGUCGAGUUAAGCGAAAUCGUGUAUCUGCAUCGGUUAUUUGGUAAUGACAGACACAUGACUGUAAAUUCCUCAGUUAUAAACAAAUAUUAUGUU
This is a messenger RNA of Hibiscus syriacus, 1933 nucleotides long. RefSeq names its product SMR domain-containing protein At5g58720-like. The record is from RefSeq and is a predicted model, not a curated record. The coding region runs from base 73 to 1638 and encodes 521 amino acids. The transcript has 11 exons. NCBI's taxonomy places the organism in Eukaryota, Viridiplantae, Streptophyta, Magnoliopsida, Malvales, Malvaceae.